AUGUGCAGUGCUGCCUCAAUUCUCAGUGGUUUCGUGUCACAGUGUGCAUUAAACUCGGUCUUGAGCAAGAACUGUCUUAUACAUUAUACAUUUAUUAUACAUCGAGACGUGAAAUUGAAUAACUUCCUCUACGACAGAAGGAAUAAGAAGUACUUGCUUGUGGACUUUGGGCUGGCAGAGAAACAAAUGCAGUCAUCAGGCCGCAGCAUCGGCAACAUCUUGCCCUGUGAGGUUUCUACGGCCAGCUCUCGCUCCUCGCGGAAUCAAAAGGAGCAGGAGAAGCUAGAGAUGGCGCAGCAGAUGGCGAAGAGGCGGAUCAUGUUGGGCGUCAGCAAGACGAACGCAUCGGUGACAGUGAGGAACUCAGGGGUCAAAUUCGAACGUCCAGUCAAACGCGCGGGAACUCGGGGAUACCGAGCGCCCGAAGUGCUCAUGGGCAUGCAGUGCCAGACCACAGCAGUGGACGUGUGGGCUGCUGGGGUAGUACUGCUUACCCUGCUGUGCCGCACGACACAGUUCCAAUGGUUCCAGUAUAACGACAUAGUCACGGCAACGAUGGAGAUCUACGGCUUGCGCAUGUACAUCAAGAGCAUGGAUGCUGUGUGGAAGCUCCUCGACGUUAAGAUUCCACCAUUGGAACUGCAUCUCAGCUAUGCCCGCGGUUUCAAGCAAACAUGGCGGACCUUGUCAAGCUCCCUGGGCGCACAUGCGGGAUGCAAGGACUGGCUGGAGGUGGAUGAGAAACAUGCGAUCUGGGACUUCCUCAACUGCUGCCUCAACAUCGAUCCCCGCACGAGGAUUACAGCACUGGAGGCUCUGAAGCAUCCCUUCCUCAUUAGUGCUGUCAAGUAA
Guillardia theta CCMP2712 is the source of this 852-nucleotide messenger RNA. RefSeq lists its product as hypothetical. The record is from RefSeq and is a predicted model, not a curated record. Bases 1 to 852 code for a protein of 283 amino acids. NCBI's taxonomy places the organism in Eukaryota, Cryptophyceae, Pyrenomonadales, Geminigeraceae. Gene Ontology annotation, molecular function: protein serine/threonine kinase activity; ATP binding. The transcript has 3 exons. Gene Ontology annotation, biological process: protein phosphorylation; mitotic DNA damage checkpoint signaling. Gene Ontology annotation, cellular component: nucleus.